GUUUUCCAAACCACGGUCAUGUCGAACAACGCGGAAAAGGCUACUGUUGUCCCGGAGGAUGAUGAUGAGCCGGAUGAUUGGGAUAAGCGCAUCUUCAGCACUGGCUGCCACACCGAGCAGGACAAGAUGAAUGACUGCUACUUUGCCAAGAAGGACUGGCGCGAAUGUAAAAACGAGAUGGAAGCGUUCCGUGAAUGUUGGAAACGCCAGGGCAAUGACCAGCGAACACAGACCAAAGAUGCUUAAUGCAUAAUGUACUUUAACCAGCCAUUAAAACUUGUUCAAUUAGUCUCUCCGAUUAACCACUGACAUAAUUACCUUUAUGCCUCGAAAUUCAAGCUUUAAGAAAUGUCCG
Molecule: messenger RNA, 355 nt
Organism: Penicillium canescens
Lineage: Eukaryota; Fungi; Ascomycota; Eurotiomycetes; Eurotiales; Aspergillaceae
Exons: 4
Coding region: 19-246 (75 amino acids)
Biological process (GO): mitochondrial respiratory chain complex IV assembly
Cellular component (GO): mitochondrial intermembrane space
Source: RefSeq, a predicted model, not a curated record